CAUAGCAGUAUUCUGCAACAUUAUGUCGCGUUACCAGGAGCAGCGGCUGUGUAACUGCUUACACGCGUCAUAUAUUCCGCGGGGCGUCUGUGCCUGCGGGCUGUGCACCAGAGCAGCGGGUUUGUAGCCGUGCAGCCGCGAAGGCCCCCAAGAAGACAAUUUUUCGGGUCCCGGGGGACCAUGCGCAGGAUCCGAAUUGGAUCUUUUCCGAUGCGUGUGACAUUAUGGUAGUGAAGUCUGCUCCAGGACGAGGAGGUCGUGCUCCAGAACCGGAGCUGAGGCUGGAUUCUAUGGAGCGCAGCAAAGUACUAGACAAGGAACUGUCAGCCCAGGUACCUCUAUUUGGUGGAAUUAUUUCGAGUGAUCUUUUACAUGGAUUUGGUUUUUUCGUUUUUAUUAUUGCGUUGCUUUUGUUUUUGUUUUUCGAAGUCAACCUAUGUAUUUGUCUCUGUAGUAGAGUGCUGCAUCGUUUCCCCAAAGGCACAGCAGCCACUCGAAAAAAUGAAAAACAGACGCGAGUCGUACGACAGCGCCGAGGGCCUCAUGGAAGGAUUGCCACGAGGCCUCCGACGGUCGGCACCCUUGGGGCAGGGAAGGACAAGGACGAUGAAAGGGGAAGAAAAACAAAAACAUACCCGGCCGGAGACGCGAAUAAUUCGGAUCAGGAUGAUGAACACCGCACGGGCAGCGGGGACGGUUGUCGGGGUAGGGCGC
Amoebophrya sp. A120 is the source of this 714-nucleotide messenger RNA. The record is from the annotation of a GenBank genome assembly. Lineage: Eukaryota; Dinophyceae; Syndiniales; Amoebophryaceae.